UGAUCUGGUCACCAUCUACCCGGGCGCUGUGCUGUUCACAUUCACUCUGUCUUAGUCUAUGCCUUGUAACACUACUAUGUACUGCACCAUGAGCACCACAAGCCCAAAACAGCUCGUAGACGAGUUCAAAAAGUCAGGAGAGUUUGAUCGGCUGCGAAGAGAACUCCUGUCUCAGUUUCAGCACAACGACAGAAUCACUGCUUUCAAGUCCCGCAUAGAGGAUAUCGCGCGACAGCGGCUAGCCUCUGACUCCAAACUCAUACAUAUGCCCCAUGACGCCGUUCACCGUGAACUCAUGGGCGAAAUAGAUAGGUACCCAAUCGUCGAGCGAGCAGUUGCAGAGGCGCCGUUGUUAUCGGAGGCGGACUUCGUUGCCAAUAUCCGUACUUCCAUCGAGCGCAUUCUAGGCGAAAUCAAAGGCCGCGAAAACUCUGGUUCUGCUGACCUGACGAAAGAGGAUGCCAGCAAGGCUGCUCCAGUAGCCAAGCUCGCUCUCCCAAAUGGCGAUAUUGCGGAGACUCGACGGCACUGAGUUUUCCUUCUCUGGUGGUUCUUCUUGCUCGGUAUCCCUGGAGGGCACAUUUUCUGCCCAGUAGUUCCAGAAGUCGGACGGCUAUUCCUAUCACCAUCGAAAACGUGACAAAGAAGAUACCAUAUCGUACC
Pisolithus orientalis is the source of this 663-nucleotide messenger RNA. RefSeq lists its product as uncharacterized. The transcript is spliced from 6 exons. NCBI's taxonomy places the organism in Eukaryota, Fungi, Basidiomycota, Agaricomycetes, Boletales, Pisolithaceae. Bases 59 to 532 code for a protein of 157 amino acids. The record is from RefSeq and is a predicted model, not a curated record.